This is a messenger RNA of Colossoma macropomum (tambaqui), 1443 nucleotides long. Its product is annotated as utrophin-like. The transcript is spliced from 8 exons. The coding region runs from base 226 to 1275 and encodes 349 amino acids. Lineage: Eukaryota; Metazoa; Chordata; Actinopteri; Characiformes; Serrasalmidae. Gene Ontology annotation, cellular component: plasma membrane. The record is from RefSeq and is a predicted model, not a curated record. Gene Ontology annotation, biological process: synaptic signaling.
UAGCUGACAAGGGAACCGGCUGUUGCACUAUAGAGGCAUCAUAUCCGUUCCUCAGAUUCUUGUGGUAAUGGUAUUCCAUUAAAUUUUAAAUGGUCUUCUGUACACAGUAAGCGUUCAUGGCUGAAGACUGCUGCUGAGCUGGAUUUCUCCAUUUGUCUGUGCUCUGGAUUUGGAUUCUGCCUCUCCGCCACCUUUUACACUCACCUAUGACCUUCAGCUCCAGAGAUGGACUGUUCAGAGGCGUGGAAGUGGACUAGUACAGACACUUUGGGGAUUGCAUACUCACUGCACAUUGUGAGAGAUCAGGGUGGCUCUUCCAUCUGUAGGAUGAGAAUCCUGAGGAGCUUCCAAAGUUCCAGCAGCUGGAGGAUAAUGGCUAUGAUGAGGUCCUCAUUACAGAAAUUGAUGUUCUUUCUGCACAGAGUCCAAAGGGUUGCUUUCACAUCACCAAGAUAUCAGAAACUGUGUAAGGAUAUUCAGGCGGAGAUUGAUGCCCACAGUGAUCCCUACAGAGCGGGCUCCAGAGACCAAUCACAGGCUGUCAUGGCAAUCGGCCAUGAUGAGAAUAUGGACCAAAACUGUCGGACCACUGCCUUUCCCAACAGGGAGCGUGUGGAGCUUCACAGUGAGAGGUGGGCUGGGCUGAUAGCUCUGCUGGAGGAGCUCUGGUUCUGGGUGAAGAUGAAGGAUGAGGAGCUGACCAGCCAAAGUCCCAUUGGCGAGGAUGUUCAUACUUUACUGCAGCAACAAGGCUACUGUAUGGCUCUGCAGAGCGAGCUGACCAGUAGAAGACAGGAUUUUGACCACACACUGAAGCAGGUGUGCUUGUCUUUGGCUCUACAGCCUGUGGAUUCUCUGAGUGAAGUCAGCAUGGAAUCAGCAGCAGGGCAUGCUGUGCCAGAGAGGAUAAUGUGGCUGGCCCGAGUCAUGCAGGAUCAGGCAGUGGAGGUCCAACAGCACUGGGAACAGUUCCGUGCUCAUGCGGCCAGUUGGCAGCAGCAGGUCAGCUGGGCACUGGGGAAGCUCCAGGACUCCAUGCAUCAAGAGGAGUUAAGCUUGACAGAGAUGGAUAGUAAUGGGCAAGGCUGGCACCCAGAUGGACGCACUUUGGUCAACUGUAUGCUGGAUAAGAGCUUUAUUGAUGGGACAGUAGGACACCACCUGAGAGCGACGGAUGUCAACGCCAGUUUGGUUCCACCUCCUGACAUUCAGCUGACUCCGGUUUCAUCAGCACCACCUCACAGCCUCGGUACACAAAUAAACGUCUCAGAGUGAUUCAGACGUUAACAUGGGCUGCAUGGACAAUAAGUCAGCCGGACAUUAAGUUUGUGUCCUUGUCCUGCCUUUUGAUGAGUAUGAGUAUGUGACUACACACACACAUGGGAUCCGCUGGACCACAAUACUGACCUUCUUUAUUGAUCUGGGCCGAUGGAGGACAUUGAU